AUGACAAUGCUCCCCGCAUACUCCACUCACACACUGCCUCCAGUAGAGCACUUCUUAUUGAUUCCUCCGCGGCAGCUAAGAGCUGUGUAUCCUGGAGGACUGCCUGUCAGUUCUGAGAACUCUAGGUGGAUUGCAUUCACCACGGCUUGGAGCUCCACCUGCCCCUUCACAGUACAUCAGCCGUUCUGCCGGUCUAAUCAUGGAUCCAACCGACUCUGUCUUCGGCUCCAUGCUAGUACUGGCGCUCCUCCUGCAUCACACCAAGGAUGUUUAUCGACCUCCUGGUCUAGGUGUUUUGUUGAAAGCAGAGUCACCUCUGACAGGAUGUGGUUCUUCACCACGCACGAACGGUCUUGGGAACUAGCUUCAUACAGAUCUCGACCAAGACUUCAGAGAUCUCUCGGCUGGUGGUUGGGGCGCGGGUCGAUGUUCGUGCUCUCCAAGUCCCAGUUCGCGGCCCUGUCAGGAAGGGGGCCCGGGCAGGAGGGAGAGCUGGUGGACCUCGGUGCGGGCGAUGGUUCCAUCACGGCCAUCCUCCAGAACUUCUUCUCCAGCAGGGUUACCGUCACCGAAGUCUCCAAGGCAAUGAGGCCUCAGCUGCUUAAGAAAGGAUUCAGGUGA
Molecule: messenger RNA, 621 nt
Organism: Nezara viridula (southern green stink bug)
Lineage: Eukaryota; Metazoa; Arthropoda; Insecta; Hemiptera; Pentatomidae
Source: the annotation of a GenBank genome assembly